This is a messenger RNA of Pocillopora damicornis (cauliflower coral), 1246 nucleotides long. RefSeq lists its product as uncharacterized. The record is from RefSeq and is a predicted model, not a curated record. Gene Ontology annotation, cellular component: plasma membrane. Gene Ontology annotation, biological process: homophilic cell-cell adhesion; cell-cell junction maintenance. Gene Ontology annotation, molecular function: calcium ion binding. Lineage: Eukaryota; Metazoa; Cnidaria; Anthozoa; Scleractinia; Pocilloporidae.
AACCCGUGAAACAGGUCGUAUGACAAAGAGUUUGCACAAUCACGUCACGCAAUACAUCAAGCUGGAUCAUAAGUACGACAUCGGAAUCGAGUGUGACACUCACUUGCCUAUCUUGGCUCAGAAGAUCUUCUGGAGAGGUAUUUACUUCGCACCAGGAAACUCCUCCGAGAGGCACGGAAACUCGUCAUUGGAGCACGUGGACAUAGAAAAUGCUUUCGACGGAAUAAAAGCAAAGAAAGAGGCCCCUGACUUGCUUGGCAUUUCUAUAAGGGAUGGCGCCUAUGGAGUGCAGGUGCAAGAACUUGCUAAACCUAUGGCAAUUGUCGACUCCACAAUCCUGAGUCCAAGAAUGAUGGGUGUAAACAUCGAGAACUCAUUUGGCAAUGUUAUUAUGCACAAUGCCACCAUAGAAAAUACAAGGUUUGGAGAAGGACUCGUUUACACGCGUACAGCGGUAGAUCUAUGUUCCGUCUUUCCGCAGAAGAUUUCCUUCCCAUUGCUUGUGAAUGUAGUUGCAAUAGCCUCGAUGACUAGAUGCAGCCAGAUUCUCAAAGCGUCACCUGGAAAAAGACUCACCGUGCAUUUUACGCAGAUCAAAGGAUAUGGAUUUGAGCUCGAUAUUGUCGAUGGAAACGCGAAAAACAAAACUCUAAUCAGCAGAAUUACACGUACCCACAGAGGAAAGACAAUAACAAUUAGUUCUAGUUCUGUGACGGAAUUUAUUUUUUUUUCCGAAUAUGGCCUUUGGUUGGGAGGUGACUUGAAGAUGAUCGUCGUCGAGGAUCCAGUUCAGGAGCCAUCAAUUUUGAUCUCAAAUUGUAAAAUUUCCAACAAUUCUCAGUCUGGGAUUGAACUUAACGAUGCUAUUGGCCCUUCUAAAAUUUCUCAUACGGCGGUUAAAGGAAACGGUGUCGGUCUACAAGUGAAAAACUCACGAGGUAGACUCCAUGUUGUGUCAUCGGUGUUUGAAGCUAACGAAAACGACGGUGUGGAAAUGAAUACUAUGAAAGGACCUGCAGAAUUUGAAUCUGUCAAUUCAUCAAAAAACCAAGCAUCAGGAAUUGCAAUUAAUAUAGGAACAUUUUCAUUCCAAAUGACCGAGAGCCGCACAGAAGAUAAUUCAAACCAGGGGUUGUUCAUCACAAACCAACUUAACUCCACCAUCAAUAUUUCCAACACACAUCUCAGUCGAAACAAAGGGGGUCACGGAAUUUAUAUGAGGGACUUCAAGCGUAACUGCCAGUAG